Messenger RNA from Heterotrigona itama, 3352 nucleotides. Lineage: Eukaryota; Metazoa; Arthropoda; Insecta; Hymenoptera; Apidae. The record is from the annotation of a GenBank genome assembly.
AUGCUGCACACGAGGACCCUCGCCGUCGCUGCAGCAUCGCCUCUCCUCGUUGAAAGUAUCUUAUCAUCCUGGUUGCUUCGCGUGCCUGGCAGCCAUGUUGCGCCCAAGCGUUCCAUCGGCGAUCGUGCCCUCAACCGUGGCGAGAUAUCGCGCGAGGACAUGCUCGAGAGCUACCAGAAGAUACGGCAGAAGUACAAGUGUAACUAAGAAACUUCCUCAAGACGUGAAUCCAAAAGGAGUAUUCGCCUGCAAUGAGCUCGACUUGAAAGAGGUCCAAGUUUAUGGAUUCGAUUAUGAUUACACAUUAGCUUGUUACAAACCAUCCAUGGAUUACUUAUUGUACAACCUUGGACGAGAUAUGCUGAUUCAAAAGUACAAGUACCCCGAGGGAAUCGGCAACCUCGAGUACAAGAAGGAUUUCGCUGUUCGUGGCCUCCAUUACGACAUCGAAAAGGGUCUGCUGCUGAAACUCGACAGCUUCUUGCAAAUUCAAUUUGGCACCGUUUACCGCGGUUUGCAUCCAGUACCCGACGACGAGGUCCUCAGACUCUAUAAAAACCGGAUAAUACCGAUCGCUUAUGUAGAAGCGCCUAAUAAACAUUCUCAUGACGGACCACACCGAACGAAAAUGGUUCAAUUGGCUGAUUUAUUUUCCGUGCCGGAAAUGGGUCUUCUGUGCAAUGUCACGGAAUACUUCCUUCGAAAUCAUAUCGACUAUCAUCCCGAAAUACUUUUCAGAGAUGUGAAGAAUUCUGUACAAAGUUGUCAUCCUAUAAUGCAUGGUAUGGUAGUACAGAAUGUCUCUGAAUAUUUGGAGCAAAACAAGGAUUUAAAAAGAUUUUUUGAUCGACUUAAGAAAGCUAAUAAAAACAUGUUUUUAGUAACAAAUAGCCCCUUCCAUUUCGUCGAUACUGGAAUGAAAUUUUUAGUUGGUGACGAUUGGAAAGAUUAUUUCGAUGUAGUAAUAGUGCAAGCAAGAAAACCAAAGUUUUUUACCGAAGAAUCUCGACCUCUUAGAAUAUACGAUGAAAUUAACAAAACACAGUUAUGGGAUCGAGUCACCAAACUUGAGAAGGGAAUUAUAUAUCUUGAGGGUACGGUUAAACAAUUACAAGAUAUGACCGGGUGGCGGGGACAGCAAGUAUUAUAUUUUGGUGAUCAUCCUUACAGCGAUUUAGCGGACGUAACAUUGGAACACGGUUGGCGAACUGGAGCUAUAAUUAAAGAAUUGACGCAUGAGAUUUCAACGUUAAAUAAUCCAAAAUUUAAAGAAAAUGCAAACUGGUUGCAAAUGCUGACAGGGUUGAUUGAAGAACAUCAAGAUUAUGAAGGACCAGAUGUGCAAACUGUACUUGACGAAUGGAUCAAGGAAAGAGAUAAAUUAAGAAACGAGAUAAAACGAGUAUUUAAUGAGCAAUUUGGUUCUGUAUUCAGAACAUAUCAUAAUCCAACAUACUUUUCGAGAAGACUUUUCAGAUUUGCUGAUAUUUAUAUGAGUUCAAUUACAAAUUUAGUAGAAUAUUCAACACAUCAUACCUUUUACCCCAGAAGAGGUGUAAUGCCACAUGAAUAUACAAGUUAUUUUGUAUAAUACAUAAAAUAUUUAGAUUUACAAUUGAAGAUAUCUAAUGCUUUGGAGCGUGGUAGGAGUUUAUACAUCAAAAAUUAAAAAUAAAUCAAAUCAAAAUUUCUAAAUGGAAUAACAAUGUUGAAAAUUAGAUAUUUAAAACGCAUUUGCGUUUUAUGUAUAUAAUAAGAGAAUGUUAGACUGCUUAAUGCGUUAUGCAAGGAUAUCCAUACAUUUAUAUAUGCAUCAUUUUUUUUCUAGAGAAAAUAAUUUACAAAAGUUCCAUUAUAGGAUUCGUUAAAAUGAAUUAAUAUAUAGUAUAUAUGUUAUUAUUUAGAAUAUCCAAAGAUUGUUAAAAAUAAAUACAAAAAACUACAUAAAAUAUUAAAAAAAAAAGUAGAAUAGUAUUCUAGGAAAAAAUGAAGUGACCUACACAGAACAAUAAAAAAAAAAAAUGUACUGCUUAGUCAGCAUUAAAAACUGUUCUAUUUGAAAUAUUUCUUUCUUUUUAUGGCAAGCAAAUACAAGUGUACGUAAUUUAUUCAGGUACAAAAUUUGUUAUUCUAAAUGUUAAAUAUGAUGUUCAUUAUCAAAGAACAUAUACCAUAUACCAGAUAUUGUAAAGGAGAAAUAUAAAAAUUGAUAUCGAUACUCUAUGAUAUUGUUAUAAAUAACAAAGUACAAUUUAUAGGGUUCCUAAUAACUGUGAUUCUAGUUUUGAAGUUAACAGCAAAUAUAAGGUGUUUUUUUCAUUUUUACUACCUGAAAUAUUUGCGCUGCAUUAAAGGUUGAAUAAAAAUACUUAUUUGUUUCAGUUCUGAUCUUUUCCUCAAUGCAAGAAAUAUUUCAUUUUAAUAGUGCAACAUUUACUAAAGAAAUAAAAUACAUAAUUUAAAGAAUAUAUUUUCAAAGAAAAUAAUAAUGUCACAUAUCAAACUUGUAAAAGUGAACAAUCUCGUUUAUGUAACAUAUUUUAAACACUGCAAAUAUUUUAGAGAAUAAAAACAAAGAAAUCACCCUCUAUGCAUAGUUUCAUCUAGAUUCUAGGUUAAUAUUAGAAUUUUACGUUAUACAAAGAAAAUGUAAUACAUCGAAUUAGAUUAUAUUGAAAUUACUAAUAUACAAACGAGAAAGGAUUCCAUUAAAUAUUUUGCUUAGUGAAGUAGUAUGGUAAUUUAGCCAAACUUAUUUCCAUUAAAUGCAGAUGUGUUCAAAUGUACGUAAUAGUCAAUAAAAUUAAAUUUAGACAAAAUUAUUAUAACUUAUUUAAUAUUUUUAUUUAUUGCCGUCAUCAAUUUAGAUUUACUUCAAUUUCCAAUAUUUGUUUCACUCUAAAAUAUUUUCAUCAUUUUUUCAUAAAUUAAUGAUAAUAAUUUUCAUAAUUUAAUCAUUAUAUAAUAAACUGCAGCAUUAUUUUAGCAAAUAUUAUAUGAAAUAAAUAACAAAAAAAAAAUCAACGAGAAAUAUAAAAUGAUGCAGUUAUACGAGUAUUAUGAUAUAAAUGAUAGUCUUAAAAAAAAAAUUUUUAAAUUAAUUUCCCUUUAUAAUGUUAUUGUUCUUAUUAAAUUAGAAAUAAAUUUUGAUAUAAUAUAAAAUAUAAAUUAUAAACAAUAUUAAUAUUUUAAAAAAGUACAGAAUUUCUGUAAAUUCUGAACUGUUGAAUCUUUUCAACAGUUUCUUUUGUUUAAAUCUUGGAAUUGUAAAUAAAACAAUAAUUACGAAAUUAAUUUUGUAAACGUGAAAAAAUUCUUUUAAAUUCAGUACUUUUUUAUAUAGAUAAACUAA